Messenger RNA from Linum tenue, 1065 nucleotides. The record is from the annotation of a GenBank genome assembly. Lineage: Eukaryota; Viridiplantae; Streptophyta; Magnoliopsida; Malpighiales; Linaceae.
AUGAAUGCUUACAGAUUUUCAGUCUCAUGGUCCAGAAUACUGCCAUAUGGGAAGCUAAGUGGAGGUAUCAACCAAAAAGGGAUCCAUUACUACAAUAGUGUCAUCAAUGAGACACUAUCACAAGGGUUAACACCGUUUAUGACUCUCCUCCAUUUGGACUAUCCUCAAGCACUUCAAGACGAAUACGGCGGCGUUUUAAGUCAUCGCUUUGUGGAUGAUUUUCUGGACUUUUCGGAUUUGUGCUUCAAAGAAUUCGGAGACAGAAUCAAGCACUGGGUCGCCAUAAACGAGCCGCAUACUCUGAGCCGAGGGGGAUUCGCCGUCGGCGACCUCGCGCCCGGCCGGUGCAGCGGCAAUGCAAGGAACUGGACGUGCGAUGUCGGAAAUUCCGGCACCGAGCCCUACAUCGCAGCUCACAACCAGCUUCUCGCCCAUGCCGUUGUAGUUCAAUUGUACAGGCAAAAAUAUCAGGCGACUCAAAAGGGCAUUAUUGGAAUCUCAUUGAACAUAGAUUGGGCUGAGCCCUACACGUCCAGCAAGCGAGACCGAAAAGCAGCACAAAGAGCCAUUGACUUCGAUUUCGGCUGGUUCAUGGAUCCAAUAACGAAAGGCGAUUAUCCAGAGAGCAUGAAGCAGAAUCUUGGGAACCGGCUGCCGAGAUUUACAAACGAGGAAUCUGAACUGUUGAAAGGCUCGUUUGAUUUCCUUGGUGUGAACUAUUACACCGGCAGAUACGCGAUGGAUCAACCUAACAGUAACGUUGACCCUCGUCAGUCCAGCUAUUUGACCGAUGCGCAUAUCAACACUAGUUAUCGCAAUAGCAAAGGCGAACCACUUGGUCCUGAGACUGCUGCACCUUGGGUUAGAAUCUAUCCUGCAGGGCUCACCAAGGUUUUGCUCUACAUAAAGAACAAGUAUGGGAAUCCCCUCGUCUACAUUACAGAAAAUGGAGUUCCAGAUCUGGGAAACUAUACGCAUUCGCCACUGAAAGCUACACCAAAUGAUAACAUCAGAGUUUCCUUUUAUCAAGCACAUCUCUCUUCAGUAUUAAAGGCUAUGAGGUAA